This is a messenger RNA of Fusarium oxysporum Fo47, 2128 nucleotides long. Its product is annotated as heterokaryon incompatibility protein-domain-containing protein. Bases 10 to 2097 code for a protein of 695 amino acids. The record is from RefSeq and is a predicted model, not a curated record. Lineage: Eukaryota; Fungi; Ascomycota; Sordariomycetes; Hypocreales; Nectriaceae. The transcript is spliced from 2 exons.
CUUCCAACCAUGGCUUCAGAAGAAUCAGCACCACCGAAAACGGUCUUGGUGUUCAGCACAAAAUCACCCGAGGAGGCCGCUAUUUUUGGCCUUCGAGGGAGUGACAUCCAGAAUCUCAGAGCUGAACCGGUCCCUGGCCCCCCCGCUACGCCCGAUGAAUGGGGGUUUACGAGCCCAACGGCAGAUGGAAUCUGCAAAUACUGCCAACUCAUGCUUCAUCCAGAUCCACCACAGCUUAUCCAGCAUCAGCCCAAUGUAAUGCACCUGAUCAACUCAGGCGACACGUGCUCGACCUGCAAAUGGCUGGAAAUUAGCAUACAGCGUGGUGCCGCGUCAGUGCUAGCUGAAUUUCAGCGAGGCAACCCGGAGUUAUGUGACGAGAACAACUUCUCAAGGCCUGUUACUGUCGAGUUGACCAAGCACGAGAAGUAUAUCAUGGCAGUUGGUUGGGUUGGAGAUAGGAAGCUCUACACGAAUGGCGGAGUGCCUUUGACGAUAUCUUCGCCAUCUCGUCUUGGAAGUCUUGCUACUCGAAGAUUCUGGAUUCCUCACUAUGAACUGGAUGAAUCAGAGCCUUUUAAGCGGCAAGAUACACUGAAGAUGUGGCUGAAGGAAUGCGAAUCUCAUGAACAGUGUAUCAAAUCUCUUCCUAAUACCAAAGAAGCAAAACUUCCAACGCGCGUGCUAGACCUGACUGGAAGUUCGGACAUCCCAUCAGAUCCCAAUGACAUCAAGAUCAAACUACGAGAGACGGAGGAGGGAGAAACUGGAACUUAUACGGCUUUGAGCUACUGCUGGGGUGCCAACCCAGAUCUCCAUUUCAAAACGACAAGUGAGAAUCUACAAAAGCACAAAGAGGGAAUCAGUUUCUUCGACUUGCCUUUGACGCAAAGGGAGACUAUCCUCGCGACACUCUAUCUAGGAAUCCGAUAUCUUUGGAUCGAUGGCUUGUGCAUUAUUCAAGACUCCCGCCAAGACUGGGAAGCCGAGUCUGUCAAGAUGGGAUCUGUUUAUACGAACGCACAUCUCACACUAGCAGCUACUUCAUCCGAUACCCCAGAUAUGGGUCUUCUUCUCCCCUUCCAAGGCUCCGAGUGUGUCAAGAUCCACGGGGAGACGGUUAGUGUUCGGAUGGAGACGCAUCGGGAGCUUGAUAGGAUGUCGGAGCCUUUGAAUACUAGAGGCUGGACACUUCAAGAAGCUGUGCUAGCAUCGAGGAUUGUCUGUUUUGGCAAGGAGCAGUGGCUGUGGAAAUGUCCUAGCCGCUACGCUACGGAGGACGGACUGAUCGACGGAUCGCGAGACAUUGAUGGUGGUCUGAUUCAGUGGGCUGAUAUAGUGCAGCAAGGUCCUGGAGAGGAUGGAAAGAACUAUCUGCGACAUUGGUAUCAGAUGGUGACAAACUACUCAAAUCGUGAUCUGACUUACCAAAGCGAUAAAUGGAACGCUAUCGCUGGCCUCACAGACAUGUUCGUAAAGCAGACCGGCUAUACUCACCUGGCAGGCCUAUGGGAAGAGGAUAUCGCAAAUGGACUUGUGUGGGAAGCGAAAAUGAGUGGGGUGAUCCGUGAGCCAGGAAGCAUCCCGUCAUGGUCCUGGAUGUCUGUGAAAGGCGGGAUCAAGGGCUAUGUACACACGACCCCUACACUCUCUAUGAUUGAGCUUUUAGAGAGUGAUUUGCAGUGGAAAGAAACUCCACUUGCGUCCCCUCUGGCGGUCGCUCGCUUGACAGUCAAAGGAAAGAUCAUCCAGGCAACAUUGGGGCCACGCUCUGUUACACAGGAAUCUCGUCACCACGUUCUUGCAGCCCCGGGAGGCAACGAAAUCUUUGGGGAGGCGUUUCUGGAUAGUAGAAUUCCUGAUGGGGCGGAGAUGCCGACUGUGUCGUGCCUUUUUGUAAUGGAAGUCCCUGAGAAGAAGGAAUACUUUACGUUACUUCUCACAGGGUCAUCAGGCGAUGAAGUAGGCAGCCAGGAGAAGGGUAUGACAAGGCUUGGGAUUGGAGUUUUCUGGACAAGGUCCAGAUUUUACAGCAACAGGACUGAAGGCGACGUGAUCUUGGAGAAGGCUUCUGAGGCUACAGUAGUGCUGGUAUAGAAGGAACAGAUCGCAUCGUGAUAUUAUUCCG